Molecule: messenger RNA, 1692 nt
Organism: Chara braunii
Lineage: Eukaryota; Viridiplantae; Streptophyta; Charophyceae; Charales; Characeae
Source: the annotation of a GenBank genome assembly
UCGGCGUUCGAGUUGCUGUGUCUACAUCGACUUCGACUGGGUGUGCUCUAUCCGCUUUCGAUGCUCUUGUUUGGUUGUGGAUGACUGUUCUAUUGCUGCGUCUUCAGCUUCGGACGCCAGUCCAGGGCAUAGUGAGGGGCGGGGAGCCGUGACAAAUGAGACACAAAUGCACACAUAGAGAGGCCCACAAUCACCCUCAUAUGCAGAGAAAGAGAGAAAAACGGGGAAAGGGCGCACAAGGAGGAUCGAAGACUCACCAUCAUACACAUACGCACACACUCAUACACGAAAGCUGCUUCGAUUUUGGUUCUACUCAUCUGGGUGGAACAGGGGCUGCUGUAGUGAAAAUCUAUAUAACUCUCACACACACAAAGAUAGAUAGAUAGAUAGAUAGAUAGAGAGAGAGAGAGAAAGAGAGAGAGAGAGAGAGAGAGAGAGAGAGAGAGUCGCACAACAAGAAGCAACACAUACUCCACACACACACAGAAAGAGAGAGAGAGAGAGAGAGAGAGAGAGAGAGAGAGAGAGAGAGAGAUGGUGGCAGUAAGUGAUGCAUGGGAUGACAGUGUUCUGCUGCGGGCAUGCAAUGCAGCCGUCAAAAAGUACAUCUCUAUGCAUUCGGGCUCAAAGAAGGCGACUGACGAUGCUGCAGUUGAGGCAGCAGCACUGGACUCAGUAUCUGCAGUGCAGAGCAGGCAAGGGGCAAGUUCAGUUGCGGAAGACUCCAGCGGAGUAGGGGGAGUUGCCAUAUGCGAAUCGUCAGUGGCUGUAAAUGAAACGAAGGGGUCUUCAGGUGCAGUGCCCUCGCCUGUAGACGGUCCAGCUCCUGCAGCCUCGGAAACAUCAGCUCCUGGAGAACCAGGGACCUCUGCACCAGCUGGAACUGGUCCUAAAGGUCCUCCCUGCGAUUCUCAGCACGAGGGAAUGGCAGGGCAUGAGCUCGGUUCUUUGCCUGCUCAUGCUGUUCAGCAGCACAUCUCCUCCCGAGAGGGUAAUGUCCCGCAUAUUCCUGCUAACGGUGGAAGUCCGGCACACGAGGUAGUGGAACAGAAGGCGAGCCCUGCUGGUAGCAUAUCAAGGGACGACAUCCCUGUAGCUGGUCUGCGAUCAGAUGACAAUGGAAAGGUGGAAGCCGCGUGGGAUCCACUUGCAUCUGUGGCAGCUGUGUCAAAAGCAAGUGACGCGACAAUAUUGAGUGAAGGGACUCUAAGAACUGCAGGCCAAACACAGAGCUUCCAAGAACAGUGCAAAGACGAGCAUGUGAAUCCGGGGAGUCCCCGCUUUGACAAUCGGCAAGGUGACGGAGAGACAGAGGCCAUCUGCAGCACGUACAACACGUACCAAAACUUGCUCAUACCACCUCGUUCUCCUCCAUCCGCACCACCAUUGUAUGAUCCCCCUCCUUCGUCCACCGCGUAUUCUGCAUGUCAGCUUGGAGCAAGUGCAAGCUCACAUGCGACAUACCGUCUGCAGUCGUCUACCAGCGAUCCAUCGUCGGCUGCGGAGGUUCAGCUGGCGUCAGGCGCGUGGAGUUCGCCUCAAGGAGGAGACCAAAACUGACCAUCCAGUACGAUCAUCCCACAUGUUCUAUGAGCCAUAUUCAUCGCUGUCGGACAUGUUGCACUUGCCUCUGGUGAAUCAGAACGCAGCUGCGCACCACCAACACCAGAACGCAGCUGCGCAUUUCCAACA